Messenger RNA from Musca domestica (house fly), 481 nucleotides. Its product is annotated as cuticle protein LPCP-23-like. The record is from RefSeq and is a predicted model, not a curated record. NCBI's taxonomy places the organism in Eukaryota, Metazoa, Arthropoda, Insecta, Diptera, Muscidae. The transcript has a single exon. The annotation marks the transcript as partial.
AUUGCCUUGUUUGCUUUCAUUGCCUGUGCUGCUGCCAAGCCUGGACUCAUUGGUGCCCCCUUCGCCUACCAUGCCCCCGUGGUGGCAGCUGCACCCGCUCCCGUCAUCACCGCCACCAGCAGCCAAGUUGUGGCCCGCACACACAAUGGCAUUGUCCGGGCACCCAUUGUAGCUCCUGUAGCACCAGUUCCUCGUGUUUUCGCUCCUGCUGCUCGUGUUGUGGCCCCAGUGGCUGCUCCCAUCCACGCCCAUCAUGUUCCAGUAUUUGCCAAAUAUGCUGCCGCCCCCGUAGUAGCUCGUUAUGCAGCUCCUGUACCCCACUUCCAUGCCCCUUUGGUAGCUAAAUAUGCAGCUGCCGCUCCUUUGGCCUACAGCGCUCCCUUCGCUUAUUCCUCACCCUUGGCCUAUGCCCCUAACUAUGCUUGGUAAAUUGUAUUGAAGUGGGAUUUCUGAAGAAAAAAAAUCUCACCUUGGACUGUUA